This is a messenger RNA of Dovyalis caffra, 1521 nucleotides long. NCBI's taxonomy places the organism in Eukaryota, Viridiplantae, Streptophyta, Magnoliopsida, Malpighiales, Salicaceae. The record is from the annotation of a GenBank genome assembly.
AUGGAUACACAGUGCAUGCCUUCGUCUUCUUCCUUGUACUCCAAAAGUCACAAAAAUUUCAUAGUGAUCCCGUCAUUGGUUAGAAGCCAACAAAAGAACACUACAGUUUACUUCAAGUACAGGAUCCGUGAUUAUCUUGCUUGUGCCUGCAAAUGGCAGCAAGAGAGAAGGGAAAUUGUAACUCAAAGACCUUUAGUAACAAAGGCAAAGAAAGUUCCUAUAGAAUUGAGCGAGGAGCCGGUUAAAGUGUCUGAGAAGAAAGGAACUAUUGCUGGUGCUGUUGCUCUUAUUAUUGGUACUAGUAUUGGUUCUGGGAUACUUGCUCUACCACAGAAAGCUUCUCCUGCAGGAGUAAUUCCAAGUUCAAUAUGCAUGAUAGUAUGUUGGGGUUUUCUCCUAAUUGAAGCACUUUUGCUUGUUGAGAUCAAUGUUGGUUUGAGGAGGAAGCAAGGUAAAAAGGAAGAUGAGAGUGAACUAGAGGUCAUAUCUAUUAGGACUAUGGCUCAAGAGACUCUAGGAGACUGGGGUGGGAACUUGGCUACCGUUACCUAUGUCUUCUUGGGUUACACUUCCAUGAUUGCCUAUAGUUCCAAGUCUGGGGAGAUCCUUUUUCGUUUGGUAAAUCUUCCAGAAUCUGUUUCAUCCUGCCUCUUCACUACUAUAUUCACUACGUUAAUAUUUUUCGGUGGGACUCAAGCAACUGAUCAAGUCAAUCAAUGGCUUACUGCUUCCAUGAUAGGUUUGCUACUAGCGAUUGAGGUGAUAGCCAUUGCGUUCGGAGGGUGGUCAGGAUUGGAGGGAAGUGGUGACUGGGGAAAAGUUCCAGCUACAGUUCCUGUGAUGAUUUUUGCUUUGGUUUAUCAUGAUCUAGCACCUGUUCUCUGUGCUUAUUUGGGUGGUGACCUUAAACGACUACGGGCUUCAGUGUUGCUGGGUAGCAUUGUUCCUUUGCUGGCAUUGCUUGUUUGGGAUGCAAUUGCUCUUAGCCUUUCUGCUCAGACUGAUCAAGUUGUUGAUCCAGUUGAAUUUCUGAUGAGUGAGAGAUGGAGAGGGGUUUCAUACAUGGUAGAGGCCUUCUCACUUCUUGCAGUAGCAACAUCACUGAUUGGCACCCUCCUCGGCUUCUCCGAGUUCUUCAAGGAGCAACUGAAGAACCUCUCACGGCAUGCGAAAACUGCACGAACGUCACAGGAACCAAAUGGGCUGAGUGAAUGGUGGGAAAGGAAUAAAAUCAGCUUCGCAGCAAUGGCAAUGGCGGUUGCACCAACGCUAGUUGUCUCAACCAUCGUUCCAGAUGCAUUCUCUGCUGCCACGGACAUCGCUGGAGGCUACUGCAUGACAAUGCUCUAUGGAAUUCUUCCACCGGCAAUGGCCUGGGCAAUGUAUAACAGAGAACGAGAGUGCGCUACUAACCAAAAUACGCUAUCGAGAGCAAGGCCUGCGCUUCUUGGGGUGGGCAUCUUUGCAAGUGGGAUAGUGGUGGAGCAAAUCUUGCAGGAUUUCUCAGCAUUGCACCCUUAA